AAGUACAAAAGCACAACUUCCGAACGAGCCACAGUCAGUCAAUGCAGUCGCGUUGGACAGCUUAUUGGCAUCGUGUUUCCAAACAAAAGUCAUGAAUACCUACAUUAUUUUGCUUGUGGUUCUAAUUUUACCUGCCUUAACCCUGGGCAAGAAGCCAAAUAAGGGUGGUGUAGUUAGGGGUAACAGGAGAGGUACUGUGCGGAACACCAACAUCAAAUCCCCCGGCGAUGCGUGCGGCUGCACCGGAAUCAUCCGCAGGCCCGUUUGCGGAACCGAUGGCAACACUUACAACAAUGUGUGCGAGCUCAACUGUGCUAAUCAGAACAGUCAAGUUGACAAUAGACGCUGCUGUAAAGAUUCCGUGUGCAAGGAGUACGUCGGCCGGGAAAAUCUGAAUGGGCGCUGCAAGCGUUGGAUCGACAACCGCGGCAUCUAUACACCGAAGCCUGAUCCGAUCCGCGACGAAAACUUCCCUGAACGAUCUGUCCGCAAUGCUCAGAACUACUGUCGCAAUCCGGACAAAGGCAAGUCAGGACUUUGGUGUUACACCGGCGUUGGAAAGCCUCUACAGUACGAACGCUGUGUGAACGUACCGCAGUGUAGUAUAACAGUGGCUUACCAGGGCGAAUGCCGAAGCAUUGGAUCCACGUCGGGUUGAUUCGGUCACCCUCCCGUCACAGUUCUUCGUGGAGAAAAUUAUCGCCUGGAAGGACAUGCCUGUAAACUUAUCGGUUUCUUUGAUCUGCAUACUUACUGCAUUUCCAGGUAAAAAAUGAAGCAAUAAAGCAACAGAAAAAUGUUUGAAAAUCAAGUGCAUCGGUCACCUUCCCGUCACAGUUCUUCGUGGAGAAAAUUAUCACCUGGAAGGAUAUGCCUGUAAACUUAUCGGUUUGAUCUGCAUACUUACUGUAUUUCCAGGAAAAAAAUGAAGCAAUAAAGCAACAGAAAAAAUGUUUGAAAAUCAAGUGCAUGCGACUGUCCGGU
Notodromas monacha is the source of this 984-nucleotide messenger RNA. NCBI's taxonomy places the organism in Eukaryota, Metazoa, Arthropoda, Ostracoda, Podocopida, Cyprididae. The record is from the annotation of a GenBank genome assembly.